Rhizophagus irregularis DAOM 181602=DAOM 197198 is the source of this 1032-nucleotide messenger RNA. NCBI's taxonomy places the organism in Eukaryota, Fungi, Glomeromycota, Glomeromycetes, Glomerales, Glomeraceae. The record is from RefSeq and is a predicted model, not a curated record.
AAUAUAGGAUUUACUCCUUCGGGAGACAUACUACUUGGUGGGGGUGGCGGUUCUGGUAAUACAGGUGUAAAAAACAAAUUGGCCUUAUUCAAAUUGAAGAUUCCAGAAAAAACUAUUGAAAAGCUUACCGAAACAAUAUUAAGCGGAGAAGAGGACAGGCCAACUUGUAUUGCUUUUCAUAAUGAGGAGAAUAUUUUUUCUUGUGGUAUCAAUAGUUCUGAAGAAAAGAUAAUAAUCGGCGAAAAUAAUAAUUGUCGAAUUUUUAAAUACUCAAAUGAAAAGUAUGUAAUGUCUUAUUUCUUUCAGAAUAAGAAAAUGACUGCUUUUAGUCAAGACGGGAAGUUGUUGGCUACCGGUGGUACAGAUAGCAAAUUGACUGUUUUAAAUUAUCCUUCAUUACGUGUCGCUUUUCCUCCCGUGAAUUUUAACAAACAAGAAAUAUAUGAUUUGGAUUUUGAUCCAACUGGAAAUCAGGCAAGAUACGAACUUUUAAAUGAUCAAAUAAUAAUAAUACAUUACAUAAUUAUAAUAUCCGUGAACACAUUAAAAAUUCUAUCCACCAAAAAAGGAGAGUGUUUUCAUGAAAUAGAAAAACCUGUAUUCAGGAAAUCUUCCCGAUGUCAAUUUAGAGCAUGCAGGUUUGGUAAAGGGAUUUCCGCAAGGUUUUUUUACACCGUAGUCAAUAUGACUUCUGAGUCUAGAACAUUUAUUGUUAAAUGGGAUGCAGUAACUUUUGAAAGAAUAUCAACAAAAGUUAUUGGCAAAAGACGAAUUACAGCAUUUACAAUUAGUGACAACGGGAAAUUUUUGGGAUUCGGAGCAUCUGAUCAUAGCAUUGGAAUUUGCGAUUCCCAAACACUAAAGGUUUUGCUUCAUGUGCCUAAAGUACAUGGGUUCCCGCCAACUACUAUUGCAUUCAGCCAUGAUUCAACUUUGUUUGUAAGCGGAUCUGCUGAUAAUACUGUUCAUAUUUUACAACUUCCGGAAAAUUUUAAUCCUGGUACAGUUAAUAUUAUAUUUACAUUUCUUUAA